Messenger RNA from [Torrubiella] hemipterigena, 2028 nucleotides. Lineage: Eukaryota; Fungi; Ascomycota; Sordariomycetes; Hypocreales; Clavicipitaceae. The record is from the annotation of a GenBank genome assembly.
CACCAAUACAGUGUCCAGUCUAGGCGCGAGAGGUAGAUAACUGUAAACACACCACAACCUCACAAGCUUACACUACUUGCAGCGAUCGAGAUAAAAUCCCUAAAAAUAUUCUACCAUGUCUAACUAGUCCAUGGAAUUUCUCACAGUGGAUUAAACUUCCUCCAAAUUAUCCGUGCCGCGUCACAGCUCGCAUCUUGGCACAGCACGUGACUACCAUCUACAAAUGGCCAUGGAGGCGUUUAGACGCUAAACCCAACUCCACGAUGCCGCUUUUCGCGCAGCGUAACAUCGACGUCACAACCCCAGAGUCAACGGUGAGACGUUGGCGAUACCAGACUACCAUACUCUCCUAUUGACCAAAGAGGCCAGCGGUGCUUGGCGCAUAUGACAACCAGCGCUCUGUUUGAACGGCGGAGGGCGCUGCGGUCCUCUUCUCACAUUCGCUACUUUCUGUUUUGCUGUUUCGUCGUCGGUGUCUUGGUUGCUUGGCGAAUGCCCUCAAUGUCAGCGGCCCUUGAGCGACGAAGCAUGGACAACACACAGGCCAUCUUACAACAAUAUGUGGCAGAUGCCCGUGAGGGUUGGAGGGAUGACAACAUUGGCUCGCUACACGCACCGCUUCCGUUGCGUGUCGUCACUUACAAUGUGCGGUACGCGACGCAGUCGCCUGAUGCUGGUGAGAAGCCAUGGAAGGUGCGGGCACCUAAGCUUGGCACGCAGCUACAGUUUAUCACGGCUGGACACGACAAUGCGUUCCUCUGUUUGCAAGAGUGUCUUCAUGAACAGGUUGUUGAGAUUGGCGAGCGCCUAGGGUCGGCUUGGGCAUUUGUUGGCCGAGGCCGCGAUACCAAGGAAACAGAUGGUGAAUACUCGCCUAUUUUCUAUCAGCCGGAGACUUGGGAGUGUGAGCGAUGGGAUACGCGAUGGCUCAGCAAGACGCCGACUAAGCCCUCGCGCGGCUGGGAUGCCGUGCUGAAUCGCAUAGCCACCAUUGGUGUGUUCCGGCACCGGGCUACGGAUACCAGAGUUGUUGUCAUUGCAACUCACUUUGAUCAUGUUGGCCAAGUGGCUCGCAAGCACAGCGCAGAGCUGCUGAUCCAGUUUGCACAGGAGUGGCGAGACGAAUACAACCCCUCGGCGGUGUUUAUUGGAGGCGAUUUCAAUAGCCCGCCAGGUGACGGUGCGUACCAGGCCAUGGUCGCAGAGGGAUCCGGCAUGUCAGACGUCCAUGCUCUAGUUGGCAAGGGCAAACGCUAUGGAAAUGACUUGACAUAUACUGGGUUUGGCAAGGAGACUAGAGAGAGGAUAGACUUUCUGUUUGUGCAGGAACCACGCAGUGUACAAGUCAAGACGUUUGGCACCUUGGCCAAUGUCUUUGACGACGGUGUUAUGAUUUCGGACCAUCGUCCAGUCGUUGCAGACUUUGUACUGCCUGUAUGAUGGAUCUGUUGAAUUAUGGGCUGGGAUUUUGAUUAUAGCGUUAUACAAUUUUGUAUAUAUUUCGAUUAUAGGAUUAGGGUUAGAAUACAUGUCAUUUUACAGCUGCGAAUAAGCGUCUCCUAAAACCAGUACGUACCUAGGAUAAACGCGUAAGGAUUCAAUGCCCAACUGUAAUUAUAUGGUAUGCUCGACAUGUCCAAUGGGGAUGAACAGGCGAAUCCAAGUUCAGUGUAAUCAGCGUAGUUGACAUCAGGCCCGAAUAGCUGUAAUCAGCCGACCAUCGGGAGGUUUAGUCGGCUACAAUGACUGCCGCAUACAAACAACGACAGAUCUAUCCAACCAAUAGAAUGCGUCAUCUUGACCGAAUUCUACCAUGUAAGUUGGUACGACGCCUGCCAGCACUGCCGCAUAAAGGCAUACGCCACUCGACGUCAGAAGGACAGCGGCCGUUGACAUGAAUGGCUCAUGCAAGACCUUAUUGGAAGACAGCCGGAGCUUGUUUGUGUAUAAUACCGCGAAGUCUUGUGAGCUGUUUAGCUGUACAUCCCCACUCUAGCCUGCAACUCCAAGGUGUAGCGUCGGAAGAUU